Penicillium atrosanguineum is the source of this 2028-nucleotide messenger RNA. RefSeq names its product glutamine--fructose-6-phosphate transaminase (isomerizing) GFA1 (gene gfa1). The transcript is spliced from 7 exons. Gene Ontology annotation, molecular function: carbohydrate derivative binding; L-glutamine:D-fructose-6-phosphate transaminase (isomerizing) activity. The record is from RefSeq and is a predicted model, not a curated record. Gene Ontology annotation, biological process: protein N-linked glycosylation; fructose 6-phosphate metabolic process; UDP-N-acetylglucosamine metabolic process. Bases 1 to 2028 code for a protein of 675 amino acids. Lineage: Eukaryota; Fungi; Ascomycota; Eurotiomycetes; Eurotiales; Aspergillaceae.
AUGUGUGGAAUUUUCGGCUAUAUCAACUACCUCGUCGAACGUGACCGCCAGUUCAUCGUUAACACCCUUCUCAAUGGCCUGUCCCGACUGGAAUACCGUGGCUACGACUCAGCCGGUAUGGCCGUGGAUGGCGACAAGAAAAAUGAGGUCUGCGCAUUCAAGGAAGUUGGCAAGGUGGCCAAAUUGAAGGAGCUCAUUGCGGAGACCAAGCCCGACAUGACCAAGACCUUUGAGUCCCACGCUGGUAUCUCUCACACUCGUUGGGCCACCCACGGCACUCCCUCCCGCCUCAACUGCCACCCCCACCGAUCCGACUCCACAUGGGAGUUCGCCGUUGUUCACAAUGGUAUCAUCACCAACUACAAGGAAUUGAAGUCUCUUCUGGAGACCAAGGGCUUCCGCUUCGAGACUGAGACCGAUACCGAGUGCAUUGCCAAACUUGCCAAGUACCUUUACGACCAGCACCCCGACAUCGAAUUCACUGUCCUGGCCAAGGCUGUUAUUAAGGAACUCGAGGGCGCCUUCGGAUUGCUGCUCAAGUCGGUGCACUACCCCCAUGAGGUUAUCGCUGCCCGCAAGGGUUCGCCCCUUGUCGUUGGUGUGCGCACCUCGAAGAAGAUGAAGGUAGAUUUUGUUGAUGUGGAAUUCUCGGAAGACGGUGCUCUUCCUGCGGAGCAGGCCUCCCAGAAUGUCGCCCUCAAGAAAUCCGCCACUAGCCUCCUGGCUCCCCCGGACAAGUCGCUCCUGCACCGCUCUCAGUCGCGGGCUUUCCUGUCCGACGAUGGCAUCCCCCAGCCCGCUGAGUUCUUCCUGUCCUCCGACCCCUCGGCCAUCAUCGAGCACACCAAGAAGGUCCUCUACUUGGAGGAUGAUGACAUCGCUCACAUCCAUGAAGGCCAGCUGAACAUCCACCGCCUGUCCAAGAACGACGGUACCUCCAACGUCCGUGCAAUUCAGACCAUCGAGCUGGAGCUCCAGGAGAUCAUGAAGGGCAAGUUCGACCACUUCAUGCAGAAGGAGAUCUUUGAGCAGCCCGAGUCUGUGGUCAACACCAUGAGAGGUCGCCUGGAUGCUGUCAACAAGAAUGUCACACUGGGUGGUCUCCGGCAGUACAUCUCCACGAUUCGUCGCUGCCGCCGCAUUAUUUUCAUCGCCUGCGGUACCAGCUACCACUCAUGCAUGGCCGUGCGUGGUGUGUUCGAGGAGCUGACCGAGAUCCCUAUUGCCGUUGAGCUGGCUUCGGACUUCCUUGACCGACAGGCCCCCGUGUUCCGUGAUGAUACCUGCGUGUUUCGCGGUGCUCUGACUGUGGGUAUUGUUAACGUCGUCGGAUCUUCCAUUUCUCUUCUCACCCACUGCGGUGUUCACAUCAACGCCGGUCCCGAGAUCGGUGUUGCAUCGACCAAGGCUUACACCUCCCAGUUCGUCGCCAUGGUCAUGUUUGCUCUUUCUCUGAGCGAGGACCGUGCCUCGAAGCAAAAGCGACGUGAGGAGAUCAUGGAGGGCCUCGGCAAGAUCUCAGAUCAGUUCAAGGAGAUCUUGAAGCUUAACGAUCCCAUCAAGGACAUGUGCGCCAAGUUCUUCAAGGACCAGAAGAGUCUGCUCUUGUUGGGCCGUGGUGCCCAGUUCCCCACUGCCCUUGAGGGAGCCCUCAAGAUUAAGGAGAUUUCAUACCUUCACUGCGAGGCCGUCAUGUCCGGUGAACUGAAACAUGGUGUUUUGGCCCUCGUUGACGAAAACCUGCCUAUCAUCAUGAUUCUUACCCGUGACAACCUGUUCACCAAGUCGCUGAACGCCUAUCAGCAAGUCAUCGCCCGCGGUGGCCGCCCUAUCGUCAUCUGCAACCAGGAUGAUCCCGAGUUUUCGGCUGCGCAGACUGAGAAGAUCGUUGUGCCGAAGACCGUGGAUUGUCUCCAGGGUCUGCUGAACGUGAUUCCUCUGCAGUUGGUCUCGUACUGGCUUGCCGUUGGAGAGGGUCUGAACGUUGACUUCCCCCGCAACCUAGCCAAGUCGGUUACGGUCGAGUAA